Molecule: messenger RNA, 1713 nt
Organism: Talaromyces atroroseus
Lineage: Eukaryota; Fungi; Ascomycota; Eurotiomycetes; Eurotiales; Trichocomaceae
Exons: 6
Coding region: 1-1713 (570 amino acids)
Biological process (GO): dephosphorylation
Molecular function (GO): phosphatase activity
Source: RefSeq, a predicted model, not a curated record
AUGACCAAGAACACCAUCAUGGCAGUAAUAAACAUCGAAUCGACAAAAGCCCUAGUACUGCUACUGCGUUCUCGGUCAACACCGUUAACGGCAAGCAUGGAGAGUGUUGUUGAUAAAGAAGCGCGUGAGAAUCGUCGGCGGACGAGUACCGGUGUCCCGUUGUUCAUUAUUCAGGAUGAGUAUCGCGUUGAAAGAGCGCAGGAUUUGAUGGAGUUUGUUGAGAUACUUGGGAAGAGAGGCCGGCGAAACGUUGUUCCAUUUCCCCGCUUUACGUACGGAAGGAAAGCCGGGAUACUGCCAGCUUCAUUCCAACAUCGCGAACGAGCAAAACAGCAAGUCGUCAUGACUAGCAUCACGUUCAGAGAGCCCUACUCCGAAGAGGAGCUGAAGAGCCUCUAUCCCCCGCAUUUGAAGCUGCAAUUGGUCCAAGUGGAGAAAGAACUCCCGUCUCCGCUCGUUUCCAGAAUCCAAGCUGGAGAACUCACAGACAAAGGACGCCAGACGACAUUCGAGCUCGGACAGCGUCUGCGCCACCUUUAUGUUGAACAGCUUGGAUUCAUGCCGAAAAUCAAGUCCGAUGCCGAAGAUAUGUAUCUUCGCGCAAGUCCUAUUCCGCGUGCCUUGGAAUCAAUGCAGCAGGCUUUUAUGGGCAUGUAUCCUGCCAGCGCACGGACAGCAGACUUUGCAACUCCGGCUAUCGUGACGCGGGCUCUGGCUGACGAGACGAUUUAUCCCAAUGACGCCAAUUGCCGACGAUUUAGACAGCUUUCGAGGCUAUUUGCGGAUCGAGCUGCGAAGAGAUGGAAUACAACCGACGACAUGGAAUACUUGAAUAAAAUCUACUCUAGGUGGAUGCCAGAGAGCUCUCCCAGAGUUGCUGUCGACUCUCAUCCGCGCUUAUCUGGUAUCAUGGAUACCAUAAAUGCCACUCUGGCUCAUGGAUCAGCCACGAAACUCCCACCCCAGUUCUACGAUAAAAAGGCCUUGGAAAUCAUCGAUAAGAUCGCCGUCGAAGAGUGGUUCGCUGGCUACAAGGAGAACGUUGAGUAUCGACGACUUGGUAUUGGCGGUCUUAUGGGAGAUGUCGUUGAUCGCAUGGUCAGCACUGCUCUAGAAGGGGGCUGGCGUAGCGAGGUUUCAUCAUCAAGCGUAACUGGCAACAAAGUACCCAUCAAGUUUUCCAUGGGCGGCUGUCAUGACACUACUCUUGCCUCGGUCCUCACAAGUCUGGGCGCAUAUGAUAACGGCAAAUGGCCCUUCUUUACGUCUUCCAUUGCCAUCGAGCUAUUUUCGACCAACGACGGUGCUCAAAGUACUGCGCCAGAAAAAGCCUCAAACGAUUCAGCGCAAUCAUCCUCAGGACUCUUUUCCUUCCUUGGCAAAUCCCGCACCGCAUCCUCUGUCCAACAACAGCCUUCUCCAUCCAGUCCCCUCGCACGCGUGCCUCUUUCAGAGUUUGAUGAAUCUCGCAGAGAGAGCUUACGCAAAUACUAUGUCCGCCUUCGCUUUAAUGACCGACCUGUAAAAAUCCCUGGCUGCGUGUCAAAGACUGCCAACCACCUACCCGGUGAUGAUUCGUUCUGCACUCUGGAGGCUUUCAAAGAGAUUGUCGACAAGUUCACGCCCCAACGUUGGCAAUCAGAGUGCUUGCAGAAUCUUAACGAAGGUAUUUUUGGGAAAGAUGACAAAGACAAGUCUGCUGCUGGUUAUUAA